This is a messenger RNA of Prorocentrum cordatum, 1260 nucleotides long. The record is from the annotation of a GenBank genome assembly. NCBI's taxonomy places the organism in Eukaryota, Dinophyceae, Prorocentrales, Prorocentraceae.
AGGGCUUCCUCGGAGCGUUCAGGGCCUGAGGUCGUAACAAUGGGGCGGCUUGCGCGCGCGCCAGGGCUCGUCGGCGCCCCCCCGCCCACGUUGCCAUUCAAUCGAUGGCAGCGGGCCGUCCGCGAGGAGUGGUUCGAAACUCAGGCUGCCUUCCUCGCCAACGUUGUCUACGCCAAGGUUGACUUCCCCGAGACGCUGACGGACACCGUGGAGGCGCGGGCCAUGGGCAUCUUUGCGCACUACGGCUUGGUCGAUGUCGUGAAGAAGUGCCCCGUGUGCGACGCUCCCGCGGCGCUGGAGGAAAGCUGGCGCUCCGACAACGGCAAGGUUCGCUUCAAGUGGGCGUGCUCGUCCCAUGGCCACAAGCACUACCACGCGGCAGUCGUCGGUGUCGGCAUGCUCAAGAAAGUGGAAGUGGGGUCGUGGAUGACGUUCCUGAACUUCAUCGCGCUUCUGCGUGCUGGCACCCCCCUGCGUAAGAUGUGCGCGGGGCUGCGGGCCGCUUGGGGCAACUGCAGUGACAAGAACUUCCGCAGGUGGAAGGACACGUACCAGGGGGAGCUGAAGAGGGCCAGCGAGAAGUUAGACUUGAUGAAGAUCGGCGGCCCGAGCCACGUGGUCGUCAUGGACGAGACGGUCGUGGGCGUCCACCCCGACGAUGGCUUCGAGUCUUUCACCCACAAGGGAAUUCGCAAAGGGGUGAAGAAGGCGGUCAUGAAGCGGCCAGCCGCGCGCAGGGGAUUGCGGGGCACGGGUGCAGAUCCCCGCUCCAACGGCCGCUGGUUGUGGGCAGCAGUGUCCGUCGGCAAGGGGGCGGAGAAGUGGACGCACGGCAACGGGAAGAAGCGCUUCGCGUGGCGAUUCCUUCCACCCCGCUACAACGCGGAGAGGAGCAAGUCUCGCGGCUUCGAGGAGAUCCGCAAGACCAUCGAGCAGCACGUUGCGAAGAAAAGCAUAUUGGUGUUCGAUGGCUGCCCUAGCUCGCUGGCGGCUGCCGAGGACUUGGGUUUCAGACGCGCGCCCCCCGUGGUCCACGAGGUCGGGUGGCGCGACGUUGAGACGGGGUGGCACUCCAAUGACAUUGAGAGCGAGAACAACCGCUUGACGCAUUGGUCGCGCGUCCGAUACAGCGUCCUCGAAAUCUCCGAGCUGGACAUGUACGAGUACGCGUGCUACGUGAACGCUGGGGACAAGAUGGCGGACGUGAUGCUGGGGUUAGCCUGGCUCGCGCUUGCUCUGGCUGAGUGCGCGGGCAUCUAA